UGUGCAUUAUGGGCUUGUAAGCGGGGGACUUCUGCUGACGCCAUCACAGAAUUAUCACCAAUGAACAGCUGAUAUUCUAGCAAAUCCUGCAGUACAUGUUGUUGUUGUCCCCAACCAUUGACCUGUUCAAUGUUGCAUAUGCGCAAGCUUCGCAAUUAUUGGUGUUUGGCGUUGCCUUUACAUACAUUGCAAGUCGGGAGAGGCCCGGAUGUCUAAGGUUCCAUGACCUUAUGCGGAUAUAAUUGGCAGAGUUGCUCUAACCAGGCUGUCUUGUAUCCACCCCUGGUCACAUAAACAUAGCGACAUGACCAGACAGCAUAUGCAUAUAAAUACGGUACUGCUCGCUCGUGGGGUGACCUUAACAUUUUUGUACAACGUAAACUGAAGGCAAAUCAUCACUAUGCAGUCAUCGAAAGACUCCUCCCAGUUUCAUCAUGUCUUGAUUACUGGCAUUACAGGGUACAUUGGAUUCAAAACUCUUUUGCUUGCCCUAGAGAAAGGAUAUCGCGUCCGGGGCGCUGUUCGUAAUAGUCGUAAUAUUUCGGAGCUUCUGAGUAAGAGCCCAUUCCUAAGACAAGGUCAAGAGCAAGGUCAAUUAGACUUUGCCGUGAUUCCAGACUUCUUCAAUCUCGAGUCUUGGGUCAAAGAACUUGACUCGAUAAGAACUGUCAUACACUUGGCUUCGCCACUGGCGAUUGAAUGCGAUGAUUACGAAACUGGCAUCAUUGAACCAGCAAUUUCCAUGGUUACAACGGUUCUAGAAGCUGCAGCGCGAGCAUCAACGGUCAAAAGAGUCAUAAUUACUUCUUCAUGUGUCACAUUGGUGCCAUUCGAAUGGAACAUGAAUCCUGAUACUGAGAGAAUUUACACAGCUGCGGACAGUAAUAGAAACCCGACCCGUCCAUUUGGAAGUGCUAUGGAAGCCUACUGGGCAUCUAAAGCCUUGGCAAGAAAAGCUACACGGACAUUCGUGGAUGAAAGAAAACCGGGCUUUGAUUUUAUCAAUCUUCUGCCGUCCGUGGUCAUCGGCCCCGAUGAUCGUAUUCAAUCGGAUGGUGGCGUAGCACCGCUGCUCAAAGGCACGCGCGCUGCAGUCCUUGCACCGGCACUGGACGCUUCCACGAAUUCCUCGUUCCCCUACCCAGGGGCACCAGUACACGUAGCCGAUGUCGCAAAGGCCCACGUCGACGCGAUUGAUGCAGAUCGGAUUCCUGGAAAUUCCGAAUUCAUACUUAGUUCAGAUACCCCUGAUGGCAUUGAGUGGGACCGCGACAUCAAGUAUGUCGCACAGGAAUUCUUUCCAGACGAAGUAGUGGACGGGAGUUUACCUAUGAAGGGGUCUCUACCAACGAUAAGGUGGAGGCUUGAUGGGCAAACAACAGAGGUUGCCUUUGGCUGGAAAUUUCGCAGUUUCAUGGACACUAUGCACGACCUCAUCGUGCAAUAUUUGCAUCUGAAGGUUAACACGCCAAGUCUGUAGCAUAUACUCAAAGUCGUACCUAGAUAGUCCAGUGGGUGAACCAGUAAUGUAUUACUGUAAUUGAG
Truncatella angustata is the source of this 1545-nucleotide messenger RNA. RefSeq lists its product as uncharacterized. The coding region runs from base 401 to 1480 and encodes 359 amino acids. The record is from RefSeq and is a predicted model, not a curated record. The transcript has 5 exons. Lineage: Eukaryota; Fungi; Ascomycota; Sordariomycetes; Amphisphaeriales; Sporocadaceae. Gene Ontology annotation, molecular function: oxidoreductase activity, acting on the CH-OH group of donors, NAD or NADP as acceptor.